This is a messenger RNA of Sinocyclocheilus anshuiensis, 3967 nucleotides long. Its product is annotated as zinc finger E-box-binding homeobox 1-like. NCBI's taxonomy places the organism in Eukaryota, Metazoa, Chordata, Actinopteri, Cypriniformes, Cyprinidae. The coding region runs from base 135 to 3425 and encodes 1096 amino acids. The record is from RefSeq and is a predicted model, not a curated record. Gene Ontology annotation, molecular function: DNA-binding transcription factor activity, RNA polymerase II-specific; RNA polymerase II cis-regulatory region sequence-specific DNA binding. The transcript has 8 exons. Gene Ontology annotation, biological process: anatomical structure development; regulation of transcription by RNA polymerase II.
GAGCCAGAAGGUAAUGUCGUAAAGCCGAGUGUCGUAAACCAGGUGCAGGGAGGGGAGGUGGAGUAGAAGGGAGGGGAGGUGUGGGGGCGAGAGGAGGUGACUCUCCAGCAGCAUUUAGACACAGCGAAAGGAUCAUGGCGGAUGGCCCCAGGUGUAAGCGCAGAAAGCAGGCGAACCCGAGGAGGACAAACGUGAGUAACUACAGUCAUGUGCUGGAGGGCCAGUCAGACUCAGAUGAUGAAGAUAAGCUUCACAUCGUGGAGGAGGAAGGGAGUCUCCUGGACGGGGCUGACUGUGACAGUGUGGCCCCUGACGAUUACCCUAACGGGACCGUCGACCAUGAAGGCAGAUGGGACGAUGUGAAAGAGGAGUGCGUGUCGGACGAGGAUGAGAGGAGUAGAGAUGCUUUGGUUGAGGAGAUGCUCCAGCAAGGAGACACGGCCGUCAUUUUCCCGGAGGCUCCAGAAGACGAACCGCGACAGGGCACACCAGAAACCAGCGGACAUGAUGAAAAUGGCACGCCAGACUCAUUUUCUCAGCUCCUCACCUGUCCCUAUUGCUCUCGUGGCUACAAGCGUUACACCUCACUGAAAGAACACAUUAAAUACAGACACGAGAAGAGCGAGGACAACUUCAGCUGCUCUCUCUGCAGCUACACCUUUGCCUACCGAACACAGCUAGACAGACACAUGACCGCACACAAAGCUGGCAGAGAACAGCGGCAUGUUACUCAAUCAGGUGGAGGAGGGAAUCGAAAGUUUAAAUGCACUGAAUGUGGCAAAGCCUUCAAGUACAAACACCACCUGAAAGAACACCUGCGCAUCCACAGUGGAGAAAAGCCUUAUGAGUGCUCCAACUGCAAGAAGCGUUUCUCUCAUUCCGGUUCUUAUAGUUCCCACAUCAGCAGUAAGAAGUGCAUCGGACUCAUCUCAGUAAACGGACGGCCGCGACCUUCUCCCGCCACCGGGGCUGCCAAGACCCCGCAGUGCUCUUCCCCAUCCCUGCCAACCUCUUCCCCCACGGCACGUGUCCAAGUCAGAGACAAACUGGACAAUAGUAAACCCCUUCAGGAACAGCUUCCCUUGACACAGAUCAAGUCUGAGCCACUGGACUAUGAGUACAAGCCUGUGGUGGUGGCGCCAUCUGCUAGAGGCGUAAAUGGCAUAUUCCAGGGUGGGGCGGCAGCCCCUCUUCAGGGCGCCGUACAAGCUGUUGUGCUCCCAACAGUGGGUCUGGUAUCCCCAAUCAGCAUCAACCUGGGGGACUUACAGAACGUGCUGAAGGUGGCAGUGGAUGGGAACAUCAUCAGGCAAGUGCUGGAAAGCACACAAGCUAAGGGGCAGCAAACAGGGAUGGGAAUCGUUGGAGCAGGAGGGGUGGGAAUUGCCCAAGCAUCCCAGCAAGUCAUACAGGCCAUUAGUCUUCCCAUCUUGGACCAGGAUGGCAGUGCGAAGAUCUUCAUCAAUUACAGUCUAGACCCUUUACAGGCCCAAGCAGUCCUUCAAAGUCCGAAGAAGGAAUCUUUGGGUUUGAACACAGAAGCCUGCAAGGCUCAGAAGCUGCCAGAGGACUUGACAGUCAAGACGAAUAGGGACAAAACCACCAUCACUGUGGACGAGAAGAGUAUUUUACACAAUGACACAACACUUAAGCACUGUGGUAAAGAUGGACAUAGGGUAAAUGGGAAAAACCUUGAGAGGAAGAUCGACUUGGAGGAAGGACUGUGUCCUGGUCAGCCUCCCCUGAAGAACCUUCUCUCCUUGCUCAAGGCUUACUUUGCCUUAAACAAUGAGCCCACCAAGGAGGAGCUGGCAAAGAUAUCAGAGUCUGUCAGUCUUCCGGCAGAGGUGGUGAAGAAGUGGUAUGAGAAGAUGCAGUUGGGACAGAUCUCUUUAGAACCCUCCUCACCCCUGGCUGAGGAUGAGCAGACCACUCCUGGAGAUUUGGAUGGGACUAGAGGUGCAUCACCCCGACCAGAGCCGGAUAAGCAACUGAUCUCAGAGGAGCAAGGAGAGAGGGAAUGCUGUAGCCCAGCUGAGGGCGUAGCAGCUGGGGAGAAUGGGAUAGAGAGUGUCCCUACAUCCCCUUCACCACUAAACCUAUCCGCCGAUGGUCCUGUCCCAGCCAGGACUCUUGAGGAAGGCGAGGGACCUCUCGAUCUGUCGCUACCAAAAUCUGCUGCUACAGCUGCUGUGGCAAGCGGUCACGUAAACACUGUUUACUCGGCUCAAGAGGAGCCAUUGAAUUUGACUUGCACAAAGAAGGAACUGCUCAGCAAUGCAAGCACCAAUGCUACCAUAUAUGCCAGCCAGCCAAGUGCCAAUCCCAUAAACAUUGUGACCACUCAACUGCCCACCCUAGUGGCUAUCACUGACCAGGGACAAGCGCAAUGUCUUCGUGCACUUACCACCACUAAUCAGACCAUCCUGAUCCCGCAGCUGACUUACAGUUACACAACUACAUCCUCCAGCCUAGCAGGGAACGACGCUCCACAGAAGAACGUUAUACACGUCAAUGGCAUCAAGGAGGAGAAACAGGAGAUGGGGUCAGAGGUCACCUCAACAUUGGAAGAACAGACAGACUCAGAUUCAGGGCCGACGAGAAAGAAGAUGAAAAGGACGGAGAGUGGGCUGUACGCCUGUGACCUGUGUGACAAAAUCUUCCAGAAGAGCAGCUCAUUGCUCCGCCAUAAAUACGAACACACAGGAAAGAGGCCUCAUGAAUGUGGGAUCUGCAGCAAGGCCUUCAAACACAAGCACCACCUAAUAGAGCACCUGCGUCUGCACUCCGGAGAAAAGCCGUACCAGUGCGACAAGUGCGGCAAACGCUUCUCCCACUCUGGCUCCUACUCGCAACACAUGAACCACCGAUACUCCUACUGUAAGAAAGAGGCUCAAGGCCAAGGGCUAGGUCAGGGAGUCGAGGAAGAGGACAAUCCUGGUGAGGAGCAGCCUCGGACGGGCAGCACAGCGACCUCGCCCCCCUCCCACCUGGACUCGGAUGAGCGGGGGAGUAGUACCAGAGAGGAUGAGAGCGAGGAGGAUGAGGAGAUGGGCUCGGGGAGCUUAGUGGAUGAGGAUGAGAUUCAGGUGGUCAAGAUCGGAGAGGAGGGAGAUGAAGACGACCAGGGAGCAGAUGAAGACCGGGAAGGGGAGGGAGAGAGGAUGGAAGGGGCAGAACAAGAAGAAGAUGGUGACGAGGAAGGUGAGAGUGAGGAAAAUGACGGACAAACGCUGAAAGUCGUAGUGAUGCAGGAUGAAUGUGAAGACGGAAACGAAGAGGAUGAACAAAUGGCGGAGGAGGCCAUGGACACAGGAACUCUUGAACACAUGAAGGACAUAACAGAAAAAGAGAACCCGGCGGACGAUAAGAAAAAGAUUGAAAAUGAAGAAAACACAGCCACUAUGAAUGGAGACGAGAAGUGAAGCCACAACUGUGUUUUUAUUGCCCUUAUUCCUUACGACGUUGUUUUACAAAGUUACUAAUUUGAAGGAACAAAAAAGACGUUUUCUCUCCGCAGAUGUUUCUCUCUCUUCCUGAGAAGUGACUGUGUUAAGACAAGAAUGAAGUGAGGAAGAGAGCGUGACUGCUCUUACGCUGCAUUUAAACCCACUACUGUGUAUAAACCCCCAGGUGUGCCUGAUAAAUACAAAUAGUUACUUUUUCCACAUAAAGACAAUUUUCAGUGUUUGAGUAUGGUUUGUAUAAAUGCAAAGUUUAACGAAAAAACGAUGCAAACAAAAACAAAAAAGAAAAUGACGCAUAUACGGACUGAAAGCUAUACACGUUUUGGCUAAUAAUGUUUAUUACUAAAACGCCUUCAGUCAAUUUCUUUUAUCAGUAUUACUAAUUUUUUGUCACUCUCGGUUUACCCUCAAAAGCUGUACAGUUGGAAGAGAGAGAUUUCUAUACGUUUUUAUUGCCAAUGAACAAAACUCAGUAUUUUCUUGCAUUUGAAGGAAAAAAA